AUGGGAUUUCGUCUCGUUGUUAUGGCCGUCAUGGGUCUAGGUGCCAUGUAUAUGAUGCAUCUGUUGGCGCAGGAUUGGACUCGCAUACGGCCCAUACAAGGGAUUACCAAUCUGGCUGGCCAGGCCAGCUCUGCUUUGAAUCUUCAGAGGAUUCCCAACCUGGCUGGACAGGCGAGUGCUGCUCUCGGCUUGCAACGUGGCAAACGUGAGACGUUGAGACGGCAACUGGGCUGGGUGCAUGGCAAAAAGAAUGUGGAUGCAUCGCAUCCCUCAUCAGACAUUGACUGGAAACGCAUCCUGGCCCGCGAUCCCUUCGAGUGCCUGCAGUCGCUCAUCUGCCAGCUAAUGUCUGGCGCGGAAGCAAAUUCUAAUGAAGCCGAGCUGCUGAUGAAUUUUCUGGAAUCCUCACUAGAAAUGGCCCCUGCGAAAAUUGGACGUGCCUUCAGUCGUGGCCUGGCAUUGCGUGGGAGCACCGAAAGAUGCUACGAUGAAUAUCCAUUCUGUUUAUACUCUGCCAAGACGAUGUUGCGCAUCCUACGCUGGUUUAGCGAAACAAACAAUCUGCCAGAGGAUGAUUAACUUCCUUUAAUCAUCUCUUCACCAGCAACAACAGAGGUUAUUAGUCUUAUAAUAAUAAUAAUCAGGGAUCGUGAAUAAGAGUUAGGAGUUAAAAAUUUUAAGACAAAAGAAUUAAAUCUGAACGAAUUGAAAAAUUCCAGAUAUACCGUUAU
Messenger RNA from Drosophila innubila, 731 nucleotides. RefSeq lists its product as uncharacterized. The transcript is spliced from 2 exons. The record is from RefSeq and is a predicted model, not a curated record. NCBI's taxonomy places the organism in Eukaryota, Metazoa, Arthropoda, Insecta, Diptera, Drosophilidae. Bases 1 to 579 code for a protein of 192 amino acids.